Clupea harengus (Atlantic herring) is the source of this 1564-nucleotide messenger RNA. RefSeq lists its product as uncharacterized. NCBI's taxonomy places the organism in Eukaryota, Metazoa, Chordata, Actinopteri, Clupeiformes, Clupeidae. Bases 223 to 1188 code for a protein of 321 amino acids. Gene Ontology annotation, molecular function: hydrolase activity, hydrolyzing N-glycosyl compounds. The record is from RefSeq and is a predicted model, not a curated record. The transcript is spliced from 7 exons.
CCCAAUACACAUGCGCAGACAAUGGCGGUUGUGCUUCAGCCGGCAAUCAACGUGCUGAAAGGUUCCGCUUUCGUCUUGACAAGAUUCAGCCUACUGUUUAUGUAGUAGUCUAACAUCUAUUCGUUCUCCAUGUGAUCGGCUUGAUGUCUGAUAAGGUUGUUACGCUUAUCGUUGGUCAACACAAGAAGAGAGAGACGGGGAAUCUGUGCGCAAACAGGGUCUAUGUCCAACAUGACGAAAAAGCUGCUGAUUGAUGUAGACUGUGGAGUGGAUGAUGCACAGGCAAUUAUGAUCGCACUCGCCGCCCGGAAUGUGCAGGUUCUCGGCAUCACAUGUGUGCAUGGAAACACGAUUGUGGAGAACGUCUGCAAAAAUGUCCUUCGUGUUCUUAAAGUUUGCGGACGGCUAGAGAUUCCAGUGUUCAAAGGGACCAGCAAGCCAAUACUGGGAGUCUCAAUCGACGCAGGGCACUUUCAUGGACAGGAUGGACUGGGUGAUUCUCCUGACCCCAGUGCUCCAGGAAUGGACCAGCUGCAGAAGGAGGGAGCUGUGGAGGCUAUGGUCCGAAUAGUGAAUGAACAUCCAGGCGAGGUGUCUUUGGUUGCCACAGGCCCACUCACAAAUCUGGCCUUGGCAAUAAGGAUUGAUCCCACAAUUUCCCAGAAGCUUAAAGGUCUUUACAUUAUGGGAGGGAACACAGAAUCACGAGGUAACACAACAAUGUGUGCAGAGUUCAACUUUGCCUGUGACCCUGAGGCAGCAUAUAUUGUGCUGAAUGAUUACCUCUGUCCGACUUACAUUGCCUGCUGGGAGUUCACCUGUCGCAGUAAACUCCCCUGGGAGUUUUGCGAUGGCUGGCUGGCCCAGGACACAAAGAAGGCACGUUUCAUGAAGGCGAUUUUCAGCCACAGCAUGGAGGCUUGCAGAAGUGAGCGGAUUGAGAAGGAACUGGUGGCAGGCCAGGGUUUCAUCUCUUGCGAUUCCUACGCCCUGGCUGCAGCCAUCGAUGAUACGUUCAUACUUGAAAGUGACGAGGUACCAAUCACUGUGGAACUCUCCGGCAAAUAUGCUCGCGGCAUGAUGGUUCUGGAUACACUUGACAUACUGAAAAAGACUCACAAAGCUACGGUCAUGAAAAAGGUGGACAUGGAGAAGUUUAAGCAGAUGCUGAUGGACUCUUUAAAGUAAUGUCUCCUCCUGAUUCCUGGAGUCUUUUAUGUGUCAUGUUGUGGCCUCGCAGUGUAUUUAAAACAACCAUCUCCGUCCACGGAAGAAAUUCCAAGUUGGUUGUGGUGAGAUCUCUCGAAGUCUCGAAUUGAAGCAUUCCGUCGAUACUGUUGCAAAUGGUCAUUUGGCUGUAGAGAUGUAUGCAAUAUAAUUAUGGAUGCUUAAUGAAAAUUAGACUUGCACUGCUGCUAUUCACAUGUCUUUUCACUAAGAACUGAAAUUAACAUUUAUACUGACUUUUUGAUAAUGGUAUAAUAUUACCAUAAAGUUGGUUUAACAAAUCAUUUUACCAUAAUUUGUGUACGGCCACUGGUAAAAUAAAACUGGUUUAAAGUUA